This is a messenger RNA of Jaculus jaculus (lesser Egyptian jerboa), 830 nucleotides long. Its product is annotated as cytochrome c oxidase assembly protein COX19. Lineage: Eukaryota; Metazoa; Chordata; Mammalia; Rodentia; Dipodidae. Gene Ontology annotation, cellular component: mitochondrial intermembrane space. The transcript is spliced from 3 exons. Bases 60 to 338 code for a protein of 92 amino acids. Gene Ontology annotation, biological process: mitochondrial respiratory chain complex IV assembly. The record is from RefSeq and is a predicted model, not a curated record.
GCUCGGCUGCCCGCCCUGCGGCGUCUCACGUCGUGCGCGCUGCUCCCGGUCCCGCCGUCAUGUCGACUGCUAUGAAUUUUGGGACAAAGAGCUUCCAACCGCGGCCCCCGGACAAAGGCAGCUUCCCGCUGGACCACUUCGGCGAAUGUAAAAACUUCAAAGAGAAAUUCAUGAAGUGUCUCCGGGACAAUCGUUUUGAAAAUGCUUUGUGUAGAAAUGAAUCCAAAGAGUACUUAGAGUGCAGGAUGGAAAGGCAACUGAUGGCACCAGAGCCGCUGGAGAAGCUGGGGUUUGCAGAUCUAAUGGAUGGAAAGUCAGAGGCAAAGAACAAGUUUUGAUGAGAAGUCCACCACAGGUCAUGUCCAUGGCUGCUGGAAGCAAAGCUCACCCCACUGACUGUCGUCCACGGGCUCCCCAGCCCCCCGACUGUAGAGUGGAAGGGCUCAGCUCGCGUGGGGUCACUGUAGCGAGCGGGGCUAGCCUGUGGGGACCAUGCCACUCCCAGAAAUGCUUCCUCUGUGCUGCUUGUUUUUCCCUCAGAGUAGUUUUAUUUAUAUCCGGGUGUCUCACAGGGUCCCCAGGGGUCUGGUGGCUAGCUUGAUGCCUUACCUAAUGUGACCAGUCAGUAGACCUGUCUCCAUACAGACACCUUUUAGUCUAACACCACACUGUGCCAGGAAAAUGCCUUCUGUUCUCAGACAUGUUUAAGCUUGGUCCCCAUUUCUUUUCUUUUCUUUUUUGGAAUUUACUAUGUAGUCUCAGGGAGGCCUCAAACUCAUGGCGAUCCUCCUACCUCUGCCUGCCAAGUCUGGUGGUGCACACCUUUAAUU